AUAUCGAGGGCACCCUGUCCUCACGUCCGUUGUUCUUGUAACAAGUGUAAAGGACAUGUAAAAGCUCCACGCCUGCUCUGUCCUUGAAGCAGCAGAGUUUCCUCCACCGCCUGUAGUAUUUUAUCGAGACACGAUGUUUAAUAGGAGUGAAAACAUAAAAUAUAUCCUGGACCUUGUUCCGGGUAAAAAACGUCUCGGGGUGUACAGGUUUCUUCCGGUCUUCUUCUGUCUGGGAGGCGUCAUGGAGUGGAUCAUGAUCAACGUGAGGAUAGGAAGAGAGACUUUCUACGAUGUCUACCGAAGAAAACAAUCAGAACGGAGCUACGAGCAAAAGAUAGCAGAUGGUUCGACAGUUCUCAAAGAGUCUGCAGCCAAGUGAACAUUGUCGCAUUUAAUGUGGACUUCACGUGUCGUCUAAGGACACAUUCUUGGACUCUCGCUCCCUCUCCACUUAUUCUUGUGUCUAAUAGGCUCGGAUGGACUUCACAGCUUGUUUCAGCAGCAGUAGAGCAGUUUUGAAUGAGUCAAGAGUGAAAGGCUGAUGGAAAAACAUGCAAGUUUAUUGUUAAUAUGAUCUUCAAAUGAAGAAACAAAUAAUACUACUACUGCAAUCUUAAAUGAAACAAUGAAAUAACCCCAAUAACGGUGUGUUAUUGAUUUGGCUAAAAAACAGUCUCAACCAAAUAGUAACAAAAGUAAAAAAUACAGUACUUUGUAUUUAGAGACAUCUUGGAUGAUUUUGCAAAAGAUGUGUUAUAUACUGGCAAAAGAAACGGAAGCUCUUUCUUCUACUUGUUUAAAUUCUGCUGCUCUGCAAUUAUACAUUUCUGUACAUUCAUUUAAAAAAAAAAAAAAAACCUUUUGGGUCAUGAAUUGUAUUUGUUUAUAUAAAAUGUAACUUAAGAACUGCAUUUUUCAUCCUGCAUCCUUUAUUUUACACCCUCUCAAGAUUUACCUCCAUCAAAAGCAUGCUUUGGUUAUUUCAGUUGUACCAUCCAAUAGGAAGAGUCUCCAGACAGAUGAAGCUGUUAGGGUGCUUCCACAACAAAACAGGGUUUCCGUCUAGUCGCACCUCAUUCAGGUUGGUCCGGAUGUAAUGACUGUCGUUGCCUUUGCAGAACGUCUCAUCUGUUAUUUUUGAGAUCUUGUUGUUCUGCAGAACAGAAACGGGAGAAACAAUGCAAGGACACACAAUUAGCUGCUUCUUCAUAACAUCAUAUUGUUUUCUACUUUGGCGUUUUGAUUAAUUGCUGUGAAUUACAGAUGAACUUACAUGCAGGUGCACCACAUGAAGAGACUCUGGAAGAUAGGGCACUGCUGUCAGUUCAUUGUUUCCGAGAUAAAGAAAUGCCAGUUCUGUGAGUUUCUGCAAAAAAAAACCCCAAAAAGACCAAUAUUUUGGAUGAGGUUUCCUGCUGUAUCAAAAAUAAAAAUGCAUGCAAAGUGCAUAAAGUGCAACAUUUAAACAUGUCAGUGGACUGUCUUACUUUAAAAGCAGUGGCCUUUACACCCUGGGUUUUAAGAUGGUUGGAAUUGGCAUUGAAUGACACCAGCUUGGCAGGCAGCAUGGGAAGUUUAAUCAGUCUGUUUUGUGCAAGAGAGAGCUCCUCGAGAUGGGGAAGUUUUGAAAAAGCUCCGUCGUCUAUCUCAGAGAUGAGAUUCUCACUUAGGUCAAUUACUCUUAAUGUGGCUGGAGAGAAAAAACAAAGGUGGAGAGUUUAAA
Molecule: messenger RNA, 1723 nt
Organism: Centropristis striata (black sea bass)
Lineage: Eukaryota; Metazoa; Chordata; Actinopteri; Perciformes; Serranidae
Product: ubiquinol-cytochrome-c reductase complex assembly factor 5
Exons: 2
Coding region: 134-379 (81 amino acids)
Source: RefSeq, a predicted model, not a curated record